AUGAUCCUCACCUCUAAAACUGCGGUGCUCUUCAGCACCGUCACUUUGUUCGCUCAAGUCGCUUUCGGUCUUCCCACCACCUCCGGACCGGAGCGCCACAACAGGGCCCGGGCAGUCAGACAGCUCUCUUACACAAACAAGACCAGCACAUUCCGCAACGCUCCGGAUAGCGAAUCUGACCUCCAAAGCCGACUGGACAGCAUCUGGGACAGCACGGCUGGCUCAAGCACCACCGGCACUUUCUGGGACAAGGUCGUCCUCCAGGCACACCAGAACAUCUUGCCUGGCCAAGGCAUCGACAUCAACUACAUCGAUGACCCCAAUAGCAUAACCGAUGUUCUGGUCGGCCCAACCGAUCCCCGCGACAGCUUCAGCAACCUGAACAACCCCGACGUGCCCGGGGUUCACUACCCCCGUUUCUCGGAUGUGGAUCCCCUUUACACCAUCUCCGAGGCGGGCCUUCGCGCCGCCAUCUACCUACCACCAGGCUUCACCGCGUCCAGCAACCGCCAAGUAGUCCUCUUCUCAUUACCGAAUCCGGCGCCGCCGACUACCGUCUGGCUCAACGUGCCCGGCGCUAUGCUGAACGACGUGCAAUCCAACGCCGAGUACAUCGCCUACGCCAUCAGCUACGUCAAGGCUUUGAUCGGCGACGGCCGCGAGCUGAACGUCAUCGGCUGGUCACAGGGAAACCUGGCCACGCAGUGGGUGUUCACGUACUGGCCGAGCACAAGCCCCAAAGUGCGCCAGCUGAUUUCCGUCAGCCCGGAUUUCCACGGUACCGCUUUGGCCAACGGGCUCUGCUUGAACGCAGGAAACCUCACAAAUGGUAUUGAGGAGGGAUUACCCUGCGCGCCGUCGGUGCUGCAGCAGGAGUAUAACUCCAACUUGAUCAGCACGCUGCGGGCGGCCGGUGGUGGCGACGCGUAUGUCCCUACUACCUCGUUCUGGUCGAGUCUCUUUGACGAAAUUGUGCAGCCGCAGAUUGGUCUGACGGCGUCAGCGAGGAUUGGCAACGCGCGUAGGAAGGGCGUGACGAAUGUCGAGGUGCAGACAGUCUGUGGACUGUCGCCGGGCGGUGGGUUUUACGGCCAUGCGAGCCUGUUGUCGCAUCCGCUUGUUGCGGCGCUGACGCUCGACGCGUUGAAGAAUGGAGGGCCAGCGAGCUUGGGGAGGAUUGCGUCUGAUAUUCGUGAUAUUUGUAAGAAUGUCCUCGCGCCGGGGUUGGACGGAGCGGACGGAGCGCAGACAGCGGGGGCCAUUGUUCUUGCAGGAGUGAGGUUGAUUGCCUAUCCCUCCAAGUUGAAGGAGGAGCCCGCCUUGAGAGCGUAUGCAGCUUGA
This is a messenger RNA of Sordaria macrospora k-hell, 1341 nucleotides long. RefSeq lists its product as uncharacterized. Lineage: Eukaryota; Fungi; Ascomycota; Sordariomycetes; Sordariales; Sordariaceae. The record is from RefSeq and is a predicted model, not a curated record.